Messenger RNA from Saccostrea cuccullata (small rock oyster), 2568 nucleotides. RefSeq lists its product as uncharacterized. NCBI's taxonomy places the organism in Eukaryota, Metazoa, Mollusca, Bivalvia, Ostreida, Ostreidae. The record is from RefSeq and is a predicted model, not a curated record. The transcript has 9 exons. The coding region runs from base 1 to 2151 and encodes 716 amino acids.
AUGGCUACUGGUACCAGUAUUCGAAGAGACUUAAGCUUAGAAACAGAUGCUCAACCUAUUCACCAGAGAUUUCAUCGUACACCACCAAACCACCAAUACAGUGGACCAAACAGAAUAAAUGAUGCUGAAGUCUACAGGAAUGAUCCACGAUACCCCAGCAGUGCUACACACGAACCUGUGGAGCAUUUCCACCUGGUUCACUUUGUUUUUGUAUCGGCCAAAGAGGAUUUUUCAAAAUUUGCGGAAUUCAGAAUCUGGUUUCAAAAUAUUGUAGAUACAAUAGAAAAUGGGGCAAAUGUAAAAAUCGAGCCUCAUGACAGUGAAGAGUUUCCUCCCGCCCAUGAUGAUAAUGUUCACGAUAUAUGUGAGAGAGCAAUGUUCAUCUUACCCUUCCUUACCAAGAAUUACUGUUCAGACAAAAAGCUGCAAUUUUUCACCAGUGAAGGUAUUGGAAAAACGAGACUUGAUCCCACAACACCAACUGGACAUUGCUCAAAGGUUGUCAAAAAUCAAAAGAUGUACUGUAUCAGGCCAGUUUUAACUGCAGACCCCAAAACUGGGGAAUAUUCUAUUCCAACAGGCCUGACUAUGAUGCGAGGCAUUGAUUACUAUUGUAAGGAAAAAAACCCUGCAUUUGUACGGAAUCAAGUCAUUGGCAUGGUAAAAUCAGCCAUGGCAAAGUUCCAGGAGAGAAGAAAUGCCAUGAUUGCAGCUCUCACAGGAAAUGAUAAUUUCUUGGAUGAUUUUAAUCAAAGGUUUGAGCAAAUGUAUGGCCCAGCACCAACACCUGAGAUGUACAUGCAAAGUAUUUCCUCUCCAGAGUUCCCUCAGAAAGAAGUGAGGUAUUAUGAUAUGCCUGUUGUCCAUACUUCACAAGGUAGAUCUGUAGUCCAAGAACAGGGAGAGGAAAGGUCAGAGGUCAGAGAGGGUUCACCAUUGACCAAUGGCAGACGACAAGCUGCAUCAGUGGAUACACUGGAUAGACAAAGUGGUAUCCAAGAAUCUCAAGGACAAAGCAGCACGAGUCAAAGUAGCUCCACAGGAGCAAAUGGAGGUGAAGAGGGAAGUAGCUUGGAUUUGUCUCUGGAGGUGGACGUUGGGUCUACAAGUAGGAGUCUAACGGACAGGGAUACAUCUGAGAGAAGCAAGGAUCAGCACAUGAGGAAGGAAGUUGGCUCCACUCCUGCUAAACCAGGAACAGGGCUUGCCAUACAGAAGUCAUCUGAUUCAGAUGAUGAAGUGGUAACGAACUGUGUCUCGUACACAGAACCGGCUAUGGCCUCUGUUGCCAAGGCUGCAGCUGUCAACACUCAAAGGGAGGAAACUGUAGGAAAACCCAGGAAAAAGGACAAAAAACCUAAGGAGACGUUUAACAUUGUUAUCAGCAACUGCAAUGUAGUACAGAUAGGGGACGGGUCUGCCCUUCAUACAUCCAAUAUCAAAGCUCAGAGAAAAGCAGAUAUUGGAAGAAAACUCGGCAACGAGAGAAACUGGAAUGAGUUAAACACAACAAAGCCUGGAAUGAAAGGGGAGGAGAGGACUCCGCAGCGCCAGAGAUCUAAGGGUUCAGACAGCAAUGAUACCGUGAUCCAGGACAAUAUACCGAGUGACUACAGUCAUCCACGUCUGAUUUCUCCUGCUACAGGAACACCACAGGGUUUAGAAGAAAAAAAUACAGACAACUUGCCAACGCACAUUAGCGGGGAUCCAGAAGAAUCACACUCAGAUAUGAUGGACUCUUUUCUUGACAAUCAGCUGAAUGAUCCCUCCCUAGAAUCCCUAGAAUCCUUCCCACCCCUCGGAGGGCAUACAUAUCCCCAACCAAUAUGUCUUUCUACGUUGCCAGAGGCCUCGUUUCCUCCCAUUUCAAUGGAGCCUAGCUACAGUUCCAAUUCACAUGAGUCUGCCUCAGUCUUAAACUCACUCGAAUCUGCCUAUAGCUCAAACUCACAAGAAUCUGCCUACAGCUCAAACUCACAUGAGUCUGCCUUAAUCUCAGUUCCACAUGAGCCUGUCUUCAAACUCUGUAAGAACACACUGAAGAGAUACAACAGUUGUGACAGUGGGUACCAUUCUCACUUCAGCCAUGUGUACAAGAGUUCUGCAUCGGCCAUUGGAGGUAGGGAAAAGUUUACAGAUGAUGUGGACUGAAAGGUGGAUCUAACAAUUUUAAAGAUUUUAUUUUUCCAAAUAUAUCAAUGCAGGAUAUUGCUGUUGGCCUAGUAUUGAGUUUGAGUCUUUGAAUUGUCCAUGUAUUUGACUGUUAUGAACUCGAAGAGUUAAGGAUCAUUCAAAUAGGACUUGCAAAAUAGAAGAGUGACAGCUUAUAAAGAACACAUAGUGCUUCUUUCUGCAUGGAUCAAAUAAACUGAAAGGGGAAAAAUAUAUGUAUUUAUACCCAUAUGUAUGCAAUUUCAUAACAUUAGAUGAAUGGUGUUACAUCAUGUAUUGUACAUUACCCCACCUCUGUUGAUUUUUCCGUGAAAUUCUGGCUUACGAUUGGUUGAAGUCUGUCACGUGAAGGCGGUGGAUUACUUAUACCCGGUCAGUUGUAAAUCCAUACCCGGU